Molecule: messenger RNA, 1074 nt
Organism: Emiliania huxleyi CCMP1516
Lineage: Eukaryota; Haptophyta; Isochrysidales; Noelaerhabdaceae
Exons: 3
Coding region: 1-1074 (357 amino acids)
Source: RefSeq, a predicted model, not a curated record
AUGUGCUUCUGCGCGGCAGCGAUCACUUUUGAUGGGAGCGGUGCGGGAAACCGACUCGUGACCGGCCUCGAGCAAGAUCUACUCAAGGAGCUCUAUGCAGCAUCUGCCGGCACAAAGGCAGUCGUGGUUGACGUCGGUGCCAACAACGGCGGCUGGUCCCUUGCGUGGGCGCAACACAAACGUCGUACUGCGCGUUUGCACAACAAGAACCUCGACAUCAUCAUGUUAGAGCCACAGCCCCAAUUUACAACACCUCUGACACUAAUGGCGCAAGAGCAUGGGUUUCGGUUUAUUUCGGCGGCGGCGAGUGACGCAGAGGGAGAAAUACCGUUCAUGUCCAUCGAGGGCUCUCGGAGCACCGAGGCGCACGCCGUCGUCUCCGGCCUCAGCAACACGGUUAAUGACUCAGCACGGCCCGUGUGGGUGCGUUCGCUCGACCUGGCAGCUUUCUUCCGAGCUCAGCUGAGCGAGGGCGGGCUCAACCUGGUCAAGCUGGACGUCGAGGGCCUGGAGUUCAAACUGCUGCCAUGGUUACUUGCGCAGGGCGCGCUGUGCGGCCGCGUGCGCUAUCUGAUCGUGGAGUGGCACGUUAAUGCGGUUGACCCCACCGAGCGGCUCUCUGCACUCGCGCAACGCCUCGCCUUCAGCCAGAUGUUGCGGAACGGCUGCGGGCGCUCGGCGCCGGUAGCUGUCUUCAACGAUGACUAUAUGCCGAACAACGUUGCGAUCCCCGUGCCCGGCCUGUCGAGGGUUCUGCUUGAGCACUCGUCGUGGGCGGGCAAGUCAAUGGGUGGAAUCCAUAUUUCAAGUACCACCGUGAACUUUGAGAAUGCAGAUCACAAGUUCUUCGCUGAGGCGCCGCGCGGGAACGAGGGUGAACUGACCAAGGCGAAUUGUCAAGCGACGGUGAGACAAAUGUGGAAGCACAGGCAGCCGGUUGUCCAGGCUGGCCUGAUGCAAAUGGGCAAGAUCGACAAUAGAACGCACGAGCAACACGCUAAAACUACACAGGCAAAGUUUCGUUGGAGGAUACAGAUGCAGUUUUUUUUAACAAGCUUGCUAGUCUUUACCUAA